AUGGCUUUCUUCAUUUCAUCUUUUGGACAACUUUCUUUGAUCGUCUACAAGCAGAUUGGAGGACCUUUCGUCAUUCACAAAACUGUAUUCUCUCUUUACUUCUUAGGAUAUAUCCUUCUAGCUAUAACUUGGAUGUUUUCUGAGCUUUUCUAUGAGAAAGCUACAGUACAACCACAAGAAACAACGUCUGUUGCUCCCUGA
Messenger RNA from Auanema sp. JU1783, 201 nucleotides. The record is from the annotation of a GenBank genome assembly. Lineage: Eukaryota; Metazoa; Nematoda; Chromadorea; Rhabditida; Rhabditidae.